This is a messenger RNA of Daldinia vernicosa, 1334 nucleotides long. Its product is annotated as HotDog domain-containing protein. The transcript has a single exon. The record is from RefSeq and is a predicted model, not a curated record. Bases 151 to 1188 code for a protein of 345 amino acids. Lineage: Eukaryota; Fungi; Ascomycota; Sordariomycetes; Xylariales; Hypoxylaceae.
CCUACACCCUGCCUAACGCCCUAACGCCCUAACGCCCUAAGAGCCUCAAUCCGAACUACCUAACCUACACCACUGUACGAAGUAUAAUUCUCUUCCCCGUCAUUAAGAAUCUAGUGCCGGAGCAAAGCAUAUGAGCUAGACCACCUCAUAAUGCUGGUCGGUAGCCCCCGAACCGCACAGCUCGGCCUACGGGCUGCAGCUGCAGCGUCGGCAAGGCUCGUCUAUCCGAGGCUUAUUACUCAAGUCCCUCGUCCCGCGAUACAACUCUACCGACUUAACUCCAGAUCCUUCACCAUAUCACAACGACAUCUUGCCGAAGCCCCCAAUGAUCCAAGCAAAACCACAGGCACAGGCUCAGGCGCCGCCACAGCCACCGCUACAACCACGGCCUCCGCUAUGCUCAAAGCCGUCGCUACAACCACAUCCACAGCCACCGCUAAAUGCCCCCCCAAACCCCCCGCGUCCUCCACCCCCAACCCUCCUCCUCCACGCCGUCGCCGCCGAGGCAUCUACUACUCCACCAUCUUCCUGCUCAUCGGCCUAUCCCUCGGCACCCUAAUCCGCGUAUCCCUCGCCCCUCCCGCGCCCUACCCCCACGGCUCUCCCCAAGACCAAUACCACGUCUCCAAGAUCCGCGACGAGGGCUCCGCGCUGCCCCUCGUGCGCGCACUAUCCUCCGACCCGACCUGGAAAUCCUGGGACGCGUACUCGGGCGACGCGCAGCAAUCCGCGACCAUGGUGCAAUCGCGCCUGACGUCCGGCCCUCUAGGCGAUUCCCACGGCAUCCCUUUCCAGCGCGUAUUCCGAAAUACCAAGACCAACGAGGUCGUCAGCGUGGUGUACCUCGGCGCCGCGACCGCGGGCUGGCCGGGUGUCGUGCACGGCGGAGCGCUGGCGACGCUGCUGGAUGAGAGUUUAGUUCGGUGCGCGGUGCUGCUGUUCCCCGCGCGCACGGGGGUUACCGCCCGUCUCGAGCUCCAAUACCGUGCGCCUACGUUGACUUCCGCUUUCUACGUUAUUCGCGCCCGACCAAUGAUCGGCGAGGGAGAGGACUCGUCCAAGAGCUAUCGUAAGAUGUGGGUUGAAGGUACACUGGAGACACUCCACGGGAAGAUCUGUGUCGAGGCCAAAGCACUGGCUGUUGUGCCCAAGGGCGUUAAGCUAAAACCACUUGUUGAAGAAUUCUAGGACGGCACGUUAGUGGUAUAUUAGGCAUGUUCAUACAGUCCCUGAGGGGACUUUCUCGAAGGCAGUGGGUAGAUGAUACUCCCAUCCAGCAUUUACAGGCGUUUUGGCACAAGAGGUAAUUGAGAGACGAUACCAGAGCAUAAAGC